Messenger RNA from Aureobasidium vineae, 2955 nucleotides. NCBI's taxonomy places the organism in Eukaryota, Fungi, Ascomycota, Dothideomycetes, Dothideales, Saccotheciaceae. The record is from the annotation of a GenBank genome assembly.
AUGCCUGCUCGUGUUGCUCGCUCGAGCGUGUCCAUCGCCAAACCGACGAAUGCUCGCAAAAAGUCGCAGAAGCGAACACUCGACGCCUACUCGAUCGCCUCGCACUCCGCUCCCGACACAUACAAAGUCCGCCAGCACCGUUUGGGCGAUUCGGUUGGAGAGCCUCGCCAGAAGCGCAGAAGACUUGAAGAUGACGACGAAGACGACAACGACGAGGAACAUGCCAGCAACGCUCGACGACUGCAACAAAAGACCGUGACCAAGCGGACUGGCACUGGAAGAAGAGGAGGACUGGAUGAAGAGACGGAUGAGGGAAGCGACAGCGAAGGCAACGAGUGGCGCAUGGGUGGUCACAUCGGCGACGAGAGCGACAGCGACCUCGACAGUGACGAAGCCUUUGGAGAGAGCGACGAGGAGCGUUUCGAAGGCUUUACAUUCAGAGGAAGCUCGACUAGCGGCCCGUCGAAAAAGAAGAAGAAGAGACCUCAGGCCACUUCGGAAAUGGAUCUCGACGAAGGCGGUGACAGCGACGAGGACGAAUCAGCCAGCGACUUUGGCGACGAGGGCGUCGACCUAGCCACCAUGCUCGACGAGGACAACGAGGACGACCUUAUACAAACCGAGGAGAAGCACGGCGACGAUUCAUCCGACGAAGACUCUGACGAUGAGGAUGAGGAGGAAGAAUCCGAGGAUGACGAGUCUGAAGAAGAUGAUGAGGAAGAUGAUGCUACCAAGUUGUCUAAGCUGCAGGAUCUGGUCGCUUCGCUGAACAAGGACAACCCGGAGAAGCGUAUCGGUGGACGUACACAAGACGCUCACGAGUCGCAAGAACCCUCAGCAUAUGGAUUGUCCGCCUCGCAGAAGCUCAAGAUCUCUGAUCUGCUACCUACUGUCACCGAUCCCGCCCUUCGCAAGUCGCUCAAGCUCCUCACCGCCGAGAAGACCACUAAGCGCUCUGGCAUCCCUGGAAAGCUCGACGCUCCGCUACCAAAGAGACAGCAGGACAAGCUGGACCGAGCCGCCGCUACUCAGGAGACAAAGAAGACUCUUGACCGAUGGCGCGACACCGUUAUUCAGAACCGCAGGGCAGAGUUCCUACAAUUCCCUCUGGCUGACCCCAACGCCAUUGAGGCUGUCGGUACUCAGAAGAUGCUUCCCAUCCAGCAAGACAAGCCCGCCAACGAACUUGAAAGCGCCAUCCAAAACAUCCUCGAGGAGAGUGGUCUCAGCAACAAGCAAAAACAAGGCAAGGAGGAGGACCAACUUCAGCAAUUCGAGGAGUUGCAAAUGAACAAAAUUCCCAUCGAAGAGGUCAUGGCCAGACGUGCCGAACUUCGCAAAGCAAGAGAAUUGCUCUUCAGAGAGGAAGUUAAGGCCAAGCGUGUCAAGAAGAUCAAGUCGAAAGCCUACCGUCGCGUGCAUCGCAAGGAGCGUGAGCGUGCCGAGGCCGCUGAGCGCGAUUAUCUUGUGGCCGAGGGCAUUGAGGAUGAGGACGAGAAGGAAAAGCAGGAUAGAAGACGUGCCGAGGAGAGAAUGGGCACCAAGCACAAGGACAGCAAGUGGUCAAAGGCCAUGAAGAAGUCAAACCGUUCCGUCUGGGAUGAGGACGCUAGGGAGGGUCUGAUCGACAUGGCCAGACGCAAUGAGGAGCUCAGGAGGAGAAUUGAGGGCAAGGACGUCUACGAUCGUGAGAGCGACGACUCUGACAUCAGCGUCAGCGAUGACGAGGAUGAGGAACUCGACGAUGAUGACCUCGAAAAGGCACGUCUGUCCAAGAAGAUCGACAAACUUGGUGCCAAAGACGGAGAGAAGUCCAAGAUUGGCAACAUGGCUUUCAUGCUCCGAGCUGAAGCGUCGCGAAAGACCCAAAACGACGAAGACAUUGAGAGUUUGCGUAAGGAGUUGGCCGACGAGGACGGCGAGAGCGAAGAAGAGGCAGAAACCACUGUUGGUCGUGCCAUUUUCGGACCUAAGCCUACGCAAGGCUCUGCCAAUCCCUUCAAGACUGCUCCUCGUGGUGAGCUUGAAGAGAACAAGGCUUUGGACGAGGAUGAUACUCGUGAAGUGGAAGCUGAGGCUGAGAUCAAUGUAGGAGGCCAAGCAGACACUAAGCCUGCUUCUCAGUCAAGGAAGUCGCGAUCGUUCCUCCAAAACGCACAGAAAGUCGUCGCCGACGUUGACGAGCCCAAGGAGACAGAAGAGAAUGCCUGGUUGACCGGCUCAUCCAAGAGCAAGAAGAAGAACAAGAAGGCCGCCGACGAAGAGAUUCUCGACCUCUCCAAGGCCGCACCUGUAUCUUCAGCAGCAAAACCCGCCGCUGCCGGAAAGAAGGUCCAGGCAAAGAAGCAAACAACCAAACCUGCAGCCAACGAAGCCACAGCACCCUCAACCGAAGGCUGGGAAACUGUCAAGUACGAUAACGACCAAGAAGAAGCCGAUGCCGAAGAGGACAACAGAGUAAACCCUAUGCUCUCUUCCAAAGACAAGCAAGCCCUCUUCCACCAACGUGCCUUUGCUGGCGACGACGUAGCCGUCGAGUUCGAAGCCGAGAAGGAAGCCCAAGUUGAAGACGAAGGCGACAAGGUCGAAUCUACCUUCCUCCCUGGCUGGGGCUCCUGGACCGGUACCGGUCUUUCCAAGGCAGCGAGAAAGCAAAACAAACGCAUGGCUCACAAUCCUCUGCACAAAAAGGUCACCGAGGGUGUCAAGGCGGCAAACCGCAAAGACGCCAAACUCAACAACGUGAUUAUCUCGGAAGCUCAGCAGAGGAAGGGCAAGAAGUACUUGGCCAGCACGCUGCCUCAUCAGUUUGAGAAGAGGNAGCAGUACGAGAGGAGUCUGCGUGUUCCUGUUGGUCCCGAGUGGACGACCAAGGAGACCUUCCAGCGCAACACUAGGCCUAGAGUUGUCGUCAAACAGGGCAUCAUUGCGCCUUUGGAGAAGCCUCUGCUGUAG